Kwoniella mangroviensis CBS 8507 is the source of this 1083-nucleotide messenger RNA. RefSeq lists its product as uncharacterized. NCBI's taxonomy places the organism in Eukaryota, Fungi, Basidiomycota, Tremellomycetes, Tremellales, Cryptococcaceae. The transcript has a single exon. Bases 1 to 1083 code for a protein of 360 amino acids. The record is from RefSeq and is a predicted model, not a curated record.
AUGCGAUCCCUCCCGUCUCAUGACCUCUCACAUCUCUGGCGCCGCAUGGACACCGUCUUGCAGCGAACGAUUCUUCGUCUACGUGGAUCUCGAGUAGCGAGCCCUGAACGGGAUGAGCUCACUCGAACCUUGAUAUCUCUUCCCGCUAGGCUAGGCGGUAUGGGUAUACUUUCCUUUGAGGAUUGCGCAUCCCGAGCGUUCGAAGCGAGUUGGGUAGUAUCGUCAACCGUCCUCAAAACCUUCAUUCCCGAUAUCGCAAUUCCAGAGGAUAAACGGACUCAAAAGGAGAGAUGCGCUGAAUUGUUUGAAUCUCAGCAAUCUGAAAUGCUUCAGGGUCUCAUCACUUUCGAGCGGAUUCUGGUCGUCGAAUCGGCAUCCAACCUUGGACGCCGUUGGCUCUCCGUACUGCCAACUGGACCUACCCUGCAAAUGUCGGACCACGAAGUCUCGGUUUCCUUACAUCGUCGCUUACUUACAUACAGAAAAGCCACCUACUGCGGACGAUGCAAGCUUAACGCCACUCCACCCAACGACUUCAUCGCGCACGAUGACCACUGCAAAUCGCAAUACGGUAUAUGGACUUCCCGACACAACCAGAUUCAGAAGCUUUGGGUCAAGACACUGCAACGGGUCGAAGGGAUCAAGGUCACAAAAGAACCCCAAAUUGCUGGUACAGAUCGGUGUAACGACAUUAGGAUUGAAGGUGGAAGACAGAUUGGAACAGCGGUGCAGGACUACGAUCUUCAAAUUACGGCGAUCUCAACCAAGGAGGCGGUCACUAUAGCAGGUCAACAACCUAGGAAUGGAUUCACCUCAGAGAAGCUGGUGGAGCGAGCUAAGGAUAGGUUACAGGAGUUCCUGAAAAGGAGAGUAUCGGAUAAGGUAAACAAUCUUCCUGCCUCAUCGGUGGACCCGGUCCCUAUGCUGCCUCUGUUGAUGUCAUCUGGUGGAUUCUUGGAGGAGAAGACGGAAUGUGAGCUGAGGAAGUGGAGGAGGAUGAUUGGUAACGAUGCGUUUGAUUUUAUGCUGCGUAGGAUGGCUGUCAUCCUGGUCAAGGCCAGGGCAGACUCCUAUCAGUACUAA